AUGUCGAAGCGCAGUGUGGACAACCUUAAGCCGAGUACGGUGUUUGUGGAGGAUGCGGAGGCCCAGGCUUCGCAUUUGGGCAGCUACAGCCAGAAUGUCAAUGCAAGGAUUUCCAAUCCGUUGGCCGGUGUCUCCAAACGCGAUCUAUACGAUCGAGUCGAUCGCUUCUGCCAAGAGUUCGGCUUUGAAGCCGAAUUGGAGACUUUUCGGAAAGGGGCCCUUGCUUCUCAGAAUCAGACUGAUUUUGAAGGCCUUGGCGAGCUCACUGAAGAUGACAAGCGUCAUUUGAGGAGGGAGACUACACAUAAAUGGCAUCUCCCAAAAGCUCUUUAUUUCAGCAUAGCUCUCUGCUCUCUUGGAUCCGCAAUUCAAGGAUGGGAUAAUACCGGUGCCAAUGGAGCUAACCUCUCCUUUCCGGAAGAAUUUGGGAUUGCGGAUAAUACUUGGCUGAUCGGAGUCAUCAACUCGGGGCCAACCCUCUUUGGAUUGUUAAGCGCCUGGGCUGCAGAUCCUCUGAACAACUGGCUGGGCAGACGCGGAACUAUCUUCUUAACCGGUCUAUUCUGCGUCUUUCCAGUGCUUGCACAGGCUUUCACGCAAAAUUGGUGGGGCCUGUUACUUUGUCGUCUUUUCAUGGGUCUUGGAAUGGGUGUCAAGAUCUCGACGAUUCCCGUUUUCAGCGCUGAGAUCUCUCCGGCGUCCAUUCGUGGAGGCCUGGUAACUAGUUUUCAGUUAUGGGUGGCAUUUGGUACUUUCAUUGGCUUCUGCUCCAACCUGAUUUUUUACCGUAUUGGUAAACUUGCCUGGCAAUUCCAAUUGGCGGCUGCCUUUGCCCCAGCUGUGCCAGUUCUGAUAUUCGUUUGGUUCUGUCCAGAAUCGCCUAGAUGGCUCAUGAAAAAGCGACGCUACCAAGAAGCCUUCGGGUCAUUCUGCAGGCUGCGGAAUACGGAGCUGAUUGCAGCACGAGACCUGUACUAUGCCCAUUGUCAGGUACUGGCUGAGAGAGAUGCGUUCUCAGGAACAUCACUUGGCCAUCGUGUAUGGGAGCUCGCCACGGUACCCCGCCUCCGUCGAGCUAUGAUCUCAAGCUCCAUUAUUGUUAUUUCCCAGCAGUUUUCGGGAAUCAAUAUUAUGAGCUUCUAUUCAUCCACUAUCUUCUCAGAAGCGGGGUAUUCUGACCGAGACUGUCUUCUCGCUUCCCUGGGAUUCGGAUUGACCACGUUUGUCUUCGCGCUUCCCGCGGUAUGGACAAUGGAUACGUUCGGACGACGCAAUCUCAUGUUGUUCACUUUCCCUAACAUGGCUUGGUGUCUUCUGGCCGCUGGCUUAUGCUUUCUGAUUCCUUCCGAGUCUGGUGCUCGAGUGCCUCUGAUUGCGCUUUUCGUCUAUCUAUUUGCGGCCUUUUACGGACCCGGCAUUGGACCGAUCCCAUCAAUCUACUUCAGUGAGGCAUUUCCGCUUUCUCAUCGUGAGCUGGGAGCCGCAUUCACGAUUUGCGUGAACAAUGCGGUCGGCAGUGCGCUCAGUCUUAGUUUCCCAUCUCUCCUGGCCAAGAUAACCCCUACUGGAGCAUUUGGUUUCUACGCUGGCUUGAAUAUAUUGGCUUUUGUCACGAUUUUCUUCGUGGUACCGGAGACAAUGCAACGUACCCUUGAGGAACUGGACUAUACCUUCGGCGUUCCUACCCAUCGGCAUGCGAAAUAUCAAUUCAAGACCUGGUUGCCGUGGUUUGUGAAGCGCUAUGUUUUCUUCCAGCGGUCAGCUAAGCUAGAGCCACUCUACAAGCUGGAAGGAUUAUAG
Penicillium chermesinum is the source of this 1800-nucleotide messenger RNA. RefSeq lists its product as uncharacterized. The record is from RefSeq and is a predicted model, not a curated record. Bases 1 to 1800 code for a protein of 599 amino acids. The transcript has 14 exons. Gene Ontology annotation, biological process: transmembrane transport. Gene Ontology annotation, molecular function: myo-inositol:proton symporter activity. Gene Ontology annotation, cellular component: membrane. NCBI's taxonomy places the organism in Eukaryota, Fungi, Ascomycota, Eurotiomycetes, Eurotiales, Aspergillaceae.